ACCACUUGCAUCACUCGCCGCAAUGACCGCAUGAAUGGCUCAGGGAGUAAAACGCGCGCCAAUCAGCACCUCCCUCACGUGGAUUGUCUCUCCAUCAUCCACCACAUUCUGCUCGUAGACGAGGUGCGAUUCGAACUCCUCGAAGGCCGCCGGGUAUCCUGCAGACAGCGGUGCGGACAAGUCCAAAGAUGCAACAUUUGUGCUGUUGUGUCAAAACCCCGUUCCCACGAUUCACCAGCAGCCUUUUCGAAUUCCGAUUUCAUUGCCUUGAUGGCCAUCUCUUCGGCCCUGUUGGCUGGCGGCCCUCCUGCCCCCUCCUCAGAGAUGUCCUGGAGAGUGGUCGACUGUGACGCCCCAUGAUGACAGGCGCUCCGAAGACCAUUGGUUUGGCACGAAGGACUCGUCCCUUGUUGAAGAUUAAGGUCCAGGAGGCACUCGUUGCUGUGGACCUCUUUGUCGAGCGCUUCUUCCGAAUCGGUCGCGAGCUGUUUGGGCCGCUCCUGCUGCUCAACCGACUGUGUUGCGCACGUGUCCUCGCAGCUGGGGCCGAGGCAGGUGUGCAUGUCCUCCUGAAGACCACAUUCAUGCCGCCCCUCACCGCCGUUCCCAGGGCCGGGCUCGGCGGGCUGUGGUGGGGCCUCCGACUCAUCGUCGCUACGGCUGACACGUGGGCUGGCAGCAUCACCAUUGAGUGGGGGGUGGACACCAUUGGCUGCGGUCAUAUGUAGCGCCAUUAUGUCGCCGGAUAACAAUCG
Vitrella brassicaformis is the source of this 755-nucleotide messenger RNA. The record is from the annotation of a GenBank genome assembly. NCBI's taxonomy places the organism in Eukaryota, Vitrellaceae.